Molecule: messenger RNA, 741 nt
Organism: Cuscuta europaea
Lineage: Eukaryota; Viridiplantae; Streptophyta; Magnoliopsida; Solanales; Convolvulaceae
Source: the annotation of a GenBank genome assembly
CCUCACUUAUUCCGCUUCUAGCUAGAUCGAUCUCAUAUUCUCAUACAAUUCAAACUCCGGCCAUAUAAAUAUCUCCUCCUCGUAAACUCUCAAACACCAUAAGAAACAACAUAAAUCCUGCCUUAAUUAAUUACACAUUGAUCACGAAACAGAGAUAUAAUAAGUAUAAUCGAUUAUAAAUAUAUUACCAAAUACGGGUGAUUAGAUAACAAUGGAGAGUAUAGUGAAGGAGGCGUCACAAAAGGCGGUGGUGAUUUUCACCAAGAGUUCAUGUUGCUUGUGCCAUGCAAUCACGCGCCUCUUCCACGAGCAAGGGGUUAGCCCUUUCGUCUACGAGCUCGACCAGGACGGCGUUAACGGGCCCGAAAUGGAGCGGGCCCUCGAGCGCUUCGGGUGCGAACCCGCCGUCCCGGCUGUCUUCGUUGGCGGGAAGUUCGCCGGUUCGGCCAACACCGUCAUGGCUCUUCAUAUCAAUGGCUCGCUCAAGAAGAUGCUCAAGGACGCCGGCGCUCUCUGGCUCUAACUCGGCUCAGCUAGCCAGCCGGCGCGCGCGGCUUGUAUGUACUUAUAUAUGCUGUUCCCCUUUCCUGCCUAAUUUAAUGACGACAACCGACUUAUUAAUUAACAAAUGUUAGUUAAUUAAUGAUAAACGUGUUGCUAAUCUAACGUCAUAUAUGUAUGUGCUAUAUAUUUAGUCGAGUUUACUUGAGAAUUGAGAUCAAUCACUUCUGUGUCUAAUCU